Molecule: messenger RNA, 2082 nt
Organism: Emys orbicularis (European pond turtle)
Lineage: Eukaryota; Metazoa; Chordata; Testudines; Emydidae
Product: rho-related BTB domain-containing protein 2-like
Exons: 9
Coding region: 1-2082 (693 amino acids)
Biological process (GO): regulation of actin cytoskeleton organization; small GTPase-mediated signal transduction; regulation of cell shape
Cellular component (GO): cytoplasmic vesicle; cell projection; cytoskeleton
Molecular function (GO): GTP binding; protein kinase binding; GTPase activity
Source: RefSeq, a predicted model, not a curated record
AUGGAUAUUGAUCUGGACUAUGAGAGACCCAAUGUUGAGACCAUUAAGUGUGUGGUUGUCGGGGAUAACGCCGUGGGCAAGACACGCCUCAUCUGUGCCAGGGCCUGCAAUGCCACCCUCACCCAAUACCAGCUGCUGGCCACCCACGUGCCGACCGUCUGGGCCAUCGACCAGUACCGCGUGUGCCAGGAGGUGCUGGAGCGCUCCCGGGACGUGGUGGACGAAGUCAGCAUCUCUCUGCGGCUCUGGGACACCUUCGGGGACCACCACAAGGACAGGCGCUUUGCCUACGGCAGGUCAGAUGUGGUGGUUCUCUGCUUCUCCCUGGCGAACCCCAACUCCCUGCGCCAUGUGAAGACCAUGUGGUACCCGGAGAUCAAGCACUUCUGCCCACGGACACCCAUCGUGCUGGUAGGGUGCCAGCUGGACCUGCGCUAUGCUGACCUGGAGGCAGUCAACCGUGCCCGGCGCCCGCUGGCCAAGCCCAUCAGACCCACGGACAUCCUGCCGCCCGAGCGGGGCCACGAGGUGGCCAAGGAGCUGGGGGUGCCGUACUACGAGACCAGCGUGGUGGCACAGUUCGGCGUCAAGGAUGUCUUUGACAACGCCAUCCGCGCCGCCCUCAUCUCCCGCCGCCACCUGCAGUUCUGGAAAUCCCACCUGAAGAAGAUGCAGAGGCCCUUGCUGCAGGCACCCUUCCUGCCCCCCAAGCCGCCCCCGCCUGUCAUCCACAUCCCGGAGCCCCCUACCAGCGGUGGCCAGGGCCCUGCCGCCCUCUUCUGCACCCCCCUCUGUGCUGAUGUGGUCUUCCAGCUGCAGGGGGGGCACAGUGUCUUCGCCCAUCGCGUCUAUCUGGCCACAUCCUGCUCCAAGUUCUACGACCUCUUCACCUUGGCGGGGUCGGCGAGCCAGGCUGGGGAGCCCUGUGGCGUGGCGCGGCGGGCGGCCAAGGAGCCAGCUGCCAGGACUAAGAGGCUGGAGACGGAGAAGGGCCUCCUAGGUGAUGGGGCCCAGGCCCCUCUCAGGACUUCGCAGAGUGACGACCCCCUGCGGCUGGUGCAGGGCGAGGGCCAGCAGCUCCCAGGGGCUGGGGGCCAGGAGCUGUCGGGCUGGGGACGGGGCUUUGUCAGCAUGCAGCUGGAGUUGGUUCAGGACCCCGUGACCCAGCGGGAGAAGCAGAUGACGGUGGUGUACAUGGACUGCCUGGUCCAGCCAGGGCCCUUCCAGGCAGUGCUGGAGUACCUGUACACGGGCCACCUGGACCAGGGCCGCGCAGACCUCAUGCAGGUGGCCACCAUCGCCGAGCUGCUGGAGGUCUUCGACCUGCGCAUGAUGGUGGCCAACGUGCUGAACAAGGAGAGUUUCAUGAACCAAGAGAUCACCAAAGCCUUCCAUGUGCGCCGUGCCAACCGCAUCAAGGAGUGCCUGGGCAAGGGCGUCUUUGCGGAUGUUGUGUUCCUGGUGGAUGAUGGGUCGGUGCCGGCCCACAAGCCGCUGCUCAUUGCAGGCUGUGAUUGGAUGGUGGCCAUGUUCUGCGGCAACUUCCGGGAGAGCUACGCCACGGAGGUCUCCCUGCCUGGCACCAAGUGCGCCUGCCUGCGUGCCGUCCUGGAGUUCCUCUACACCGGCCACUUCACCCCCAUGCCCGACCUGGACGCCAUGGAACUCCUGAUCCUCACCAACCGCCUGUGUCUGCCGCGGCUGCAGGCGCUCACGGAGCAGCACGCGGUGGAUGAGCUGCUCCGAGCCUACGUGCAGCAGGUGGAGAUCGACGAGCAGGUGAUCAUCUACCUGGAGAUGACUCAGUUCCACAACGCCCAGCAGCUGGCAGCAUGGUGCCUGCACUACAUCUGCACCAACUACAACAGCGUCUGCCGCCGCUUCCCCAGGGAGAUGAAGUACAUGGCGCCAGAGAACAAGGCGCACUUCGAGAGGCACCGCUGGCCGCCCGUCUGGUACCUGAAGGAGGAGGAUCUGUACCUGCGCUCGAAGAGGGAGCGGGACCUGGAGGAGCAGCUGCUGUGGAAGCAACACACCCGCAGCAAGUGGUGCUUCUGGCGCCCCUCGCCCCACGUCUCCUGA